ACAUAAACAUGGAAACUGAAACCCAACGGCAAAUCGACGAAACCGUGCGUCGUCUUCUGGCCGAGUCCGACAUGGACCAAGUCACCGAGUCCAAGAUUCGCAAGCUGGCCUCGCUGGAGCUCGCACUCGACCUCGACAAGCCGCCCUUCAAAGCCUUCGUCAAGCAAGUCGUCCAGUCCUUCAUCCAAGAACAGCAAGACAAACACGAACAGCAACAACAACAACAACAAGCCGCCGAGGAGGAGGAGGAGGAGGAAGGCAAGCAGGAGCGGGAGUACGACGACAACGGCGAUCUGGUUAUUUGCAGGCUUUCGCAUAAGAGGAAGGUGACUGUUCAGGAGUUUAAGGGGAAGCCAUUGGUGUCGUUGAGGGAGUUUUUUACUAAAGAAGGCAAGGAGCUUCCUACCUCCAAAGGAAUAAGCUCGACAGAGGAGCAAUGGUCAGUAUUUAAGAAGAAUGUACCUGCUAUAGAGAAGUCAGUCCAGAAGAUGGAGUCACGGAUCAAUUGAAAUUAUCUGCUCAAUUUUCCAAAUGUUCACCCUUUUUACAUUCUUCCUUGUCAGUUGUAUUGUACGCGAUCACUCUGCUUUCGGUGAGUAUUUAGUUUAGAAGUACUAGUGGAACGCUUUCUUGGUGAAUUAGUGACUUGUGUGAGCAUCAUCAUCCUUUCCUGUCAUGUUUAAAUAUUGAAGCAGUCCAAGACCUUUACAACC
Molecule: messenger RNA, 713 nt
Organism: Argentina anserina (silverweed cinquefoil)
Lineage: Eukaryota; Viridiplantae; Streptophyta; Magnoliopsida; Rosales; Rosaceae
Product: RNA polymerase II transcriptional coactivator KELP
Exons: 3
Coding region: 9-509 (166 amino acids)
Biological process (GO): positive regulation of transcription initiation by RNA polymerase II
Cellular component (GO): transcription regulator complex; nucleus
Molecular function (GO): transcription coactivator activity; DNA binding
Source: RefSeq, a predicted model, not a curated record